Molecule: messenger RNA, 2584 nt
Organism: Tachysurus vachellii
Lineage: Eukaryota; Metazoa; Chordata; Actinopteri; Siluriformes; Bagridae
Gene: cdc14aa
Product: cell division cycle 14Aa
Exons: 15
Coding region: 347-2032 (561 amino acids)
Biological process (GO): microtubule cytoskeleton organization; positive regulation of cytokinesis; cilium assembly
Cellular component (GO): centrosome; nucleolus; mitotic spindle
Molecular function (GO): protein tyrosine/serine/threonine phosphatase activity; protein serine/threonine phosphatase activity
Source: RefSeq, a predicted model, not a curated record
AACCCUUCGUCUCGCGACCCACAGACAAGAGGCAUGCGGUUGCCAAGCUACGGCGUUUUCGCAUACUAACGUGCUAAAUAGUAUUUGAAAAUAGUGCGGUCGCCUAUUGAUGACGUACUACAUAGUGCUGCAGUACGCAGUGUUUAAGUGUUUAAAGUCCGGGGAAGUUUAAUAGCGGCGUCGCGUGGCUGUGGGAAAACAACUUUGGCUGGGAAAUAAUAAGACUUUCAUUUUGUUUUGCAAUUGAAACACGUUUUUUUUAGGUGAAAUGUAAACUUUUUUUUCGACAUUCGUCACAGUAUUCUGCACCUUUGGUUAUUUGUGUACGUUGUCGAUAUUGAAUGCUAUGGCGGUUGAAAGUGGAGCUGCCGAGUUGAUUAAAGAUCGCUUAUACUUUGCAACUCUCCGAGGAAAACCGAAAAGUACAGCUAACGCACACUACUUCUGCACGGACGACGAGCUUGUCUAUGAAAACUUCUAUGCGGACUUCGGCCCUCUGAACCUGGCCAUGUUGUAUCGAUACUGCUGUAAGCUGAACAAAAAGCUCAAGUCUUUCACUCUUUCCCGGAAACGCAUCAUUCAUUACACCAGCUACGACCAGCACAAGAGAGCCAACGCCGCCUUCCUGAUCGGCGCCUACGCUGUAAUAUACUUAAAGAGAACUCCAGAGGAAGUCUACCGAGCCCUGAUAUCUGGCACUAAUGUGUCCUACCUGCCCUUCAGAGACGCUGCUUUCGGGAGCUGCACCUACAACCUCACCAUCUUAGAUUGUUUACAAGGAAUCCGUAAGGCUUUGCAGCACGGAUUCUUUGACUUCGAGACGUUUGACGUCGAGGAAUACGAGCACUAUGAGCACGUAGAAAACGGCGACUUUAACUGGAUUGUGCCAGGGAAGCUGCUGGCCUUCAGCGGGCCGCAUCCCAAGAGCAAAAUCGACAAUGGAUUCCCUCUCCACGCCCCGGAAGCGUACUUCCCCUACUUCCGCCAGCACAACGUCAGCGACGUGGUCCGGCUCAACAGGAAGAUGUACGAGGGAAGCCGCUUUACAGACGCCGGCUUUGCGCAUCACGACCUGUUCUUCGUGGACGGCGGCACGCCGAGCGACAUCAUCAUCCGGCGUUUCCUGCACAUAUGCGAAACGUCCGAGGGCGCCGUCGCGGUCCACUGUAAAGCUGGCCUUGGCAGGACCGGCACCCUGAUCGGCUGCUACCUCAUGAAGCAUUACUGCUUCACUGCUGCAGAGGCCAUCGCAUGGAUUCGCAUCUGCAGGCCCGGCUCGGUCAUCGGCCCCCAGCAGAACUUUCUGGAAGAAAAACAGCACAGCAUGUGGAUGGACGGGGAUCUGUACCGCGCCAAGCAGCCGAGGCCGCGGCCGUACCCUGAGCGAGACCUGACUCACCUCAUCACCAGCCUGGACGACGUUUCUCUCAGCAGCAGCAGCCUGAACGCCACAAGCGUCGACGAGAUUGACCUCAUGGACAAUAACGUGGGCUUAACUCAGGGAGACAGACUGCGAGCGCUGAAGCUUCGCCGUUCUCUCAGGUCUCCCUCCGCUCUCGGUUUGCGUCCGAUACCCGGCACCAUUCCUCCCUCGAAGUCUUCUAAAGCUGCUCCUCCGUUUUCCGGCAGCCCUGUAACCAGGAGACUGGCUCGAAUGCCGUCGUCCACCGGAAACAUGAAGAGCUUUACACCUGGCUUGGCUCGCUCCCUCGGCAACCUUUACAGCCUGGACCACUUCGUAGACGACGACGACGAAGACGACGACACAUCCGCACCCUCCUACCCUUCCCUCCCUCCUUCACUCCUCCCCUCCAGCCCUCCUCCACAACGCUUCGGUUUUGGAUACCCCGUCCCGAGUUUCCAACAGGAAGUUAAUAACAACCUCAACAACACUCCUGCUCCCGUACACAGGCCUGCCAUGAGAGGAAACUUCAGACCUUCAAACCCCAGAGGUCCCGCCCCGGUCGUGCUCACAGGCCGCCAUCUUAGUCGCUCUAUCCCUUCCCUUCAGUCUGAGUACGUUAAGUACUAAGGUCAAGGCGACGUGACGCACCGAUUCUCCGGCUCUGCGAACCGACUCACGGAGCGUCAGGAUCAGCAGGCGAGACGCGACGGCAGACUAAUAAACCGUGGCUUCACCGUUUAACCGUUCCUUCUCAUUUCCAGGCUUUAGAACACAUAUAAUAUCUCUCAUAUUUAACGUUUUGUCACGCUCGAGCAGGAAUGUUGUUGUUCUGACCGGAAGCUCUUGAGUUUUACUCACACAGACCUCUUCCUCGGGGCAGAAAGCAGGAGACAAGCAGGAAUUUUAAUCUUGAAAUAUCAAACAAACGUCUCGCUGCUGUGUAGUGUUCAAACCAAUUAAAUGAUCAUGUGACCUUCCUAGGUAUAUAGACUAAAUCAAUAAGGAGCUUGUACAAAAUGUGUGUGUGUGUGUGUGUGUGUGUGCACGCACGAGUGCAUCACAGCUGACUGAGACAUUUUGUAAAGACAUUCUGAUUUGUACAACACAUUUUUGUACAGACAUUUCACUCUUGUAUCGACUGAUAUAAACCCAUUGGAAUUAAACGUGAAUGUGAUUUAA